UUUAAAAUAAAAUAGUGCUAAUUAAAUAAACGAAUGCUCAGACAUACUAAUGAUAAUGAUAAAUAAUAAUUUAUUCCUGGAAUGUAAAUUUAUAUCACAGGUUCAUUGAACAUCAAGGUGUGUGUGUUUAAGAAAAAUUUUUGACACCAAGAAAAUUGUUAAAAACAACAAUAAAUAUCAAGUAUAUUAAUAUAUAAUUUAAAAAAUGCCACUGGGAUCAAAACCAACAUGUAUAAAGUGUAGUUCAAUUGAUACAACACUUUGGCAUUCAACAGAACUUGGUAGUAUAUGUAAUACAUGUAUAGAAAAUGAAAAAUCAAGUUCUAGUAAAAAUGAUGAUGAAGACAAGGGUGGUAAACCAUCAAGAAAAAGUACAAGAGUAACAAGAUGGUGUAAACCAGAUCAAAAUAUAAAUAUGGUUGUCAAAGGUGUAUCAAAAGGUAAAGGACGUCGACAUAUAUUUAAAAAACAGCCAAUGAAAGCACCAACAUCAGUUGCAACACCAGUUACAAGUAAUUUUGUUUUUUACAAAGGUUCAUAUUUUCAAAUUGGUGAUAUUGUAUCAAUGGAAGAUGAAGAUGGUGGUAUUUAUUAUGCACAAAUACGUGGUUUAUUGACUGAUCAAUAUUGUGAAAAAAGUGCUGCUGUUACAUGGCUUUUACCAACGACAUCCAGUCCACCUCCUGAAGAAGGAUUUAGUCCAGAAACUUAUAUUAUUGGACCUGAAGAAGAUUUACCAAGAAAAUUAGAAUGUAUGGAAUUUAUAAUGCAUGCACCAUCUGAUUAUUAUAAACUUAAAAAUACACCAUAUCCAAAAUCACUUGAUGAAACUGGUGCUGGAUACAUUUGGACAUCAAUGAGAAAUGAAUAUAAUUAUGCAAGAAGAUAAAUUUAAUUAAUUAUAAUUUUGUAAAUAAUAAUUAUUUUCUUUUUUUCUUUUUAAAAGCCAUUAUCA
Molecule: messenger RNA, 955 nt
Organism: Aphidius gifuensis
Lineage: Eukaryota; Metazoa; Arthropoda; Insecta; Hymenoptera; Braconidae
Product: GATA zinc finger domain-containing protein 1
Exons: 4
Coding region: 206-889 (227 amino acids)
Biological process (GO): chromatin organization
Cellular component (GO): nucleus
Source: RefSeq, a predicted model, not a curated record